Molecule: messenger RNA, 1179 nt
Organism: Capronia epimyces CBS 606.96
Lineage: Eukaryota; Fungi; Ascomycota; Eurotiomycetes; Chaetothyriales; Herpotrichiellaceae
Exons: 2
Coding region: 1-1179 (392 amino acids)
Molecular function (GO): ferric iron binding; oxidoreductase activity, acting on single donors with incorporation of molecular oxygen, incorporation of two atoms of oxygen
Source: RefSeq, a predicted model, not a curated record
AUGGUUCAAGUCUGGAAUGCCAUCACCGUUGCGCUAUUGGCCACCUCGGCAGUCCUUGCGCAUCCGGGCCACAAUGUUGCCGAAGAGGCGGCUGAACGUGCCGAGUUCUUCAAGCGCAACCCCAAGACCAUCCGUUCGUGCGCAGCUAAAUUGAAGGCUCGUGGUCAUGAGUCCGCGAGCAUUUCUCGUCGCCAAGCUCUGGCCGACGGCCUCCGUGUCAAACGAGGUCUUGCUGCGAAACCCAUGAUCCACCGUCGGGACUUCAGCUCGUACAACUUCACACAUCUCUCAGACAACUCGGCCAUCUCUGGUGAUGUCGACGAGAAUGUCCUGUUUGCCGACAACUCCUCCUGCACGUUGCAGACCGAGGUCACUCAGGGCCCCUACUAUGUCAACGGGGAGCUGAUUCGCAAAAACCUGGUCGAGGACCAGAAAGGCAUCCCCCUGACGCUGGACAUCCAGAUCAUCGAUACAACGACCUGCGAGCCUGUCCCAGCGCUGUACAUGGACAUCUGGCACUGCAACUCCACCGGUGUGUACAGUGGAGUGGUUGCCAGUGGAAACGGUAACAGCAAUGAUACCACCAACCUGAACAAUACAGCAUUGAGAGGGAUUCAGCAGACUGAUAGCAACGGCGUCGUUCAGUUUGAGACACUUUUCCCCGGGCACUAUACUGGGCGCGCCACCCACAUCCACGUGCUCACCCACAAUCCCAACUCUACAACCGUGCGUGUCAACGGCACGCUGCUCGGCACAAACAGCUCGACCGAAGUACACGCUUCCCACGUGGGCCAGCUGUUCUUUGACCAAGACCUCAUUUCGCAAGCCGACAAGAUAGCCCCUUACAGCGAGAAUGAGCAGGAACUUACCUUGAACUCGGAGGACAGCAUUUUAUCUCAAGAGGCAGACACGACAGAUCCCUUUGUCGAAUAUGUCCUGCUGGGCGAUACUCUCGAGGAGGGGAUUCUGGCUUGGAUCAGCAUCGGCAUCGAUCCCACCGAAGACCAAGAAGUCAGCGACGCUGCAACAUAUUACAAAGGAGGUGGUGUUGCCAACGGCAAUGGAGACAUGGGCGGCAUGGGAGGCGGCGGCGGCGGAAGCCCACCAAACGGCACGGCUGCUGUAUCUGGAGCUCCCCCCAGCGGGACUGCGCCGGCGUCGACUGCGUCAAGUGUGUGA